UUAGAAAAGAUUUUAAACCGGGUCGGGUCGAAAACGUCCUCGUAAUAAACCACUUUAGAAAAACCGUCUGGGGUUUUCCAGAGUCGCUUCUUCAAAAUACUGCAAAAAACCGUCACGGAGAAAAAAUUGUUCCUUUCUGCGAAAAAAGCGCUUCAAGGUGAAGGACGAUGUCCAAGUCUUGCAAGGGAUUGGCCAUGGAGCUGGUGAAGUGUCUCAGUGAAUCUGAUUGUGUUAAGGUUCAGAAUAGAUCCUACAGGGAGUGUGCUGGAGAGAAGAGUCCAUCAAUAGCAAGCGAGUGUGUAGGACUCAGGGAAACCUAUUUCAAUUGCAAAAGAGGCCAGGUUGAUAUGAGAGCAAGGAUUCGUGGAAACAAAGGGUAUUAAUGAAUGCCAUAAAUUGAAAAACAGUGGUAUUGUACUGUUCAGUUUUGAUACUCAAUUUUUUACUCAAGAUGGAGCCAACUCAAAGUGAAAGAUGAGAAUGAAUCAGAGAAAAGGGAGACUAAUAAUUGUUUGAUUCAUGGCAUUUUAAGGUUCCAUGCACAUGAAAAAAUGUAUUUUGAUAUGUUAGAAAGAUUAGUAUAAUGCUCAAGUCAGAGUUUCAAUUCUUUAUAUUAGUAUAAUGCUCUUUUUACUACAAGAUUAGUAAAAUUAGUAUAUUGCUCAAUUCAUGAUCGUAAAUGUUAUGGACUACUGUAUAAUUUUCAAGCUAACGAGUAGAUUCUAUGUGAAUUCCCACA
This is a messenger RNA of Lathyrus oleraceus (garden pea), 739 nucleotides long. RefSeq lists its product as uncharacterized. The transcript is spliced from 4 exons. NCBI's taxonomy places the organism in Eukaryota, Viridiplantae, Streptophyta, Magnoliopsida, Fabales, Fabaceae. Gene Ontology annotation, biological process: mitochondrial respiratory chain complex IV assembly. The record is from RefSeq and is a predicted model, not a curated record. Gene Ontology annotation, cellular component: mitochondrion. Bases 168 to 383 code for a protein of 71 amino acids.